This is a messenger RNA of Daldinia loculata, 1854 nucleotides long. RefSeq lists its product as uncharacterized. NCBI's taxonomy places the organism in Eukaryota, Fungi, Ascomycota, Sordariomycetes, Xylariales, Hypoxylaceae. Bases 136 to 1659 code for a protein of 507 amino acids. The record is from RefSeq and is a predicted model, not a curated record. The transcript has a single exon.
CUCUGUAGAACAGACCUUGAAAAUAAGAUGAAAAAUGACAUAUCAGCGAAGUUUUAUUAAGUUUCGUGUCCCCCUCGUAAAUAAUGUUGCAGUAACUUUGCUGCAGUAACUUUCUCAACUCAAUAGUUUGGUAUUAUGGAGUCUUUUCAAAUCGGAUUUUAUACUGUCAUUAUAUUAGCAGCAUCUAAAGUCAUCCUAAUUGCACUUGAGAUUUUUAAUUCACGCAAGCUAAAUGCCAGGUUCUUGCGUGCGUCCGGAUAUAUAUCCGCGCUCCUGGCCCUUCUCCUCGGAAGUGUGUCGUUUGUGGGGUUACGAGCAAAGGGGCCAGACCAACCUGGCCAGUGUAAAAGCGCUGAUGCGGAUAUAGUGGGAGACGGUGUUCGCGCAGCUUCCUGGGCGCAAGUCGGAUUGCUAUUUUUCAUUACUCUUACGGGAGUAUUUCAUAUCUAUAAGACGUCCGUGAAAGAGAUUGGCCAAGGCCUGAUUGCCACGCACGUGUCUUUAGCCAUUGCUCUUCUCGUCCCACUAAGCCGUCGAGAGCUCUCCCCUAUCGAUGCAAUACUAGGGUCUUUGAUCCUCGAUGCGCAAGGAAAUUCUCUUUCUUUCCAGUUAGUCACGAAGGAAACAUUAGCAGCUCGAGGGCAAGUGGUCGUUGCUUUGAUAGCUCAGUUGCUUGGCUUGAUUGUAGAAGGUAUCCUCGUGGGUAACUUCACUGCAAACUUGCGUCUCACUAGCGAUUGCGAUUGCUUCUCCGCAUUUUGGUGGUCGUGGUUGAGCAACUGUUCGUCGGUAUCCCCGAACGAUGCCAGGCCGUUCUGGAUUUAUUUCGGAUAUCGAUUCAUCAACACUAUUUACGGAGGCUACUUUGCCAUCACGCGGACUACAACUUUUGACGAAGCUGAGAAGUGGGAUAGGGAAAACUCAUGCUACCCAUGCGAUUCCUGCAUUGAAUCCAGCGUAGAAACACGGCAUGCGGACUGUAAAUGCUAUUUCUGCAAAGAAUGUUGCUAUUGCAAAGUAUGCAACAGGAAGCGGCGCUGUAGUGACCAGAAACAGAAUGACUCUAGCAGCGAUGAACCACUACAAGAUAUUAGCGACGGUAUACCACUACAGGAUAUUAGUAAUGGUAUACCAAUACGAAGCGUUAGCAAUGAUGGCUCUAAUGACGAUAACGCCAACGAUGACGAUCUUAACAAUGACGAGGCGCUACAGAACAGUAGCAAUAGUAUAUCAUCACGAAGGACGGACGACGAUGGACAACUACAAAAUGGCAAUAACGAUGUACCGUCACAACCUGGUAACAAUGGCAUACUACCGCAAAAUAGUAGCCGGGAUAUAGAACAAUCUCUCCCUCCAUGUAAAAUCUGCGAGGACUGCCAAAGAUGUCACGAGUGCGGACACAUGGACUUCAAUGCCUACCAAACAGUACUUCUGGCCGGCGAACGGUUUUCUGAAUACGGUGUAACCGUCAGCGUAAGCUUCCUAGAAACCAGCGUCCUCGCCUUGCUGAGUAUGAUAUCGGUCGAAGUCACGAUGAACAUCAAUGCGGUACAGAAGACAUCCCCUUUAUAUUCUGUUGGACAAGUCACAGCUUUGGUUAUAGCGGGUGGAACAGCCCUUCGAGUACUUUAUGUUUUCUUCUUAAUGUUCAUUGUUUAAAGGAUGGGGGGUACGGGAUUCAACAUAGCAUUGUAUGGUGAUACAUGGGUAACUUAAAAGAUACCUUAGACUUAGAAUACUAGACCAAAAAUUGAAUAUCAAACGGGCAUGGUUCGCUGUAAAUAUUAAGCCCUACCUAACAUAACGUAGCCGAUUUAGAAGAAAGAAAAACGGGAUAUGCCUUGGCAAAACGAC